This is a messenger RNA of Lolium perenne, 1028 nucleotides long. RefSeq lists its product as uncharacterized. Lineage: Eukaryota; Viridiplantae; Streptophyta; Magnoliopsida; Poales; Poaceae. The record is from RefSeq and is a predicted model, not a curated record.
AUGGCGCUGGAGCUAGCAGGCGGCGCGAGGGACCCGCAGGAGCGCGGCAACCCGAUGGGGGCGUGGGGACAAGCAGGCGGGCAGGGGCACGGCGUCCAAGCGGCGGCGCGAGAUACCAGUGCGAUGUCGAAACCUGCCGGCGGCAGUGAAGCCGUGGAGCCGUGCCGGCCUGCCACGGAUUUAAUGGCGGAAGCAUCCCAUGUCAACGCUAUGGUUGCUGGUCUGAAGGUUUCAGACAUUCUGCUGCCGCAUCCUUCUCUCCCAGAUUCUCUUUGUCUUGGUCCUCAUUCCUCCGAGAGUCCUGCUCAUUUGAUUUCAUGCGAGGCCAAUAGAAUUCCUUUCUUUUCAGCUCUUCGGUCCACCAUCCCCUUCCCCGUCCCCAACACACGCACACACAACUCGCCCCCCUCACCCAAAUCCCAAAUCGAUCCACCACCACGCCUCCUCUCGAUCCAUCGCCCUCCGUCUCCCUCGAUCCAUCGCCCUCCGUCGCCAUCGAUCCAUCGCCGUCGCCCUCCAUCGCCGUCCAUCGCCGUCCAUCGCCGUCCGUCGCCCUCCAUCGCCCUCCGUCACCCUCGAUCCGGCAGCGACGCCGCCCCAAUCAGCACCCACCCCACCGAGGAGGAGGAGGUGACGGUGGAGAGGACGCCGGAGGAGGAGGAGGCCAGGCUCAGGUACCUCGAGUUCGUGCAGCAGGCGGCCGCGCAGGCGGUGGAUCUGGCCGCCGCGGCCUACGCCUACACCAAGCAGGACGCGGGGCCGCUCCGCCCCGGCGUCGACCACGUCGAGGGGACUGUCAAUGCCGUCGUCGGCCCCAUCUACGACCGUUACCACGCCGUGCCGCUCGACCUCCUCAAGUUCCUCGACCGCAAGGGAGCUCGGCUUCGGAGUCCGAGCAUGCAGGAGGAGGAGCUGGCCGGCGGCGUUUCAGCGAGUAGGCUGGCCGGCAGCCAGCGGAGGAGUGAGAAGCCUGGUGGGCAGCUAGCGGGCAGCUAGAAGCCUGUAUCUAUUUGUGUAAUAUUUGCUGG